This is a messenger RNA of Cyclocybe aegerita, 1395 nucleotides long. The record is from the annotation of a GenBank genome assembly. Lineage: Eukaryota; Fungi; Basidiomycota; Agaricomycetes; Agaricales; Hemipholiotaceae.
AUGCAUCUCCCAUCCUCCAAAGACCUGCGAUUUCCCCAAGAACUGAUCGAGUCAUUCAUUGAUCACCUCGCUGCAGCCUCAACAAUUGAGGACGGCUCAACCACAAGCGAUGUCGACACCGAAAGCCACAAAGCCCUUCUUCAAUGUCUCCUCGUAGCUCGAUCCUUUCACCAUCGAGCACGGCAUCACCUCUUCUCCGAAGUCAUUGUCGUCAAUCGAACGAAGUUGUCAAGGCGUUUCUCCACUUUCCGAGACCUGCUUCAUGACGUCUCUCCUUCGAUUCCCAGCUUGGCCAGCACCAUCACCUCGAUCCGGUUGAUCCAGAGCUACAGCGACCUCUCAGAAGAGCCGCUUGACAGCGGAGCCAUGACCGCGAUCAUGCGAAGAUUGCAUGGUCCCGAUUACGGUGUCAGGAAGUUUAGCUUGGAGUUGUAUGGCACGCAGUGGAUAGACCUUCCGACCGACUUCCAGGACGCGUUGCAAGCUCUCUGCCAUUCUCCGCAUCUGAAGAAUCUACAACUGAAGCAACUAUACGAUCCUCCCAUGUUACUCUUUACGAACACUUUCCUCGAGAACCUCUCUCUCCGAGAGUGUCGAUCCCGACUGAACUGGGAGAGUGCCCUCACAGGCGACGACGAGUUGGUACCUAGUGACGAGGAUGCUUUUCCUCGCCUACGCUCCUUCGACACCGACUUCACCUACCUCUUCCCAAAGCGAGACUAUGCCCUAAACACAUCCAAUCCAGCCAUGAGCCCACAUCUCUUCUCCCAGCUCCAGCAUCUCUCCACUGUCUUUGAGUCUCAUGAGCGUUCUUCCUUCCAGCUCAUUGAAGGUUUUUUGUCCGUGGCGUCUAACUCUAUUCAAACACUCGAAAUGCACGUAUGGUGUGGAUUGUUCGUCAAUCCAGUGCAUGAUCCAAUAAUGUUGAUCUCCAAGCCGAUGCGACACUUGUCGACGGUGAAUCUUCUCUUCAAUGAAAUCCGUACGCCGGGUGUCCCGCCCAUAUCGAACCAGCUGACCACUGUGGCCUUCAUAUUGGCGGCCUUGCCAUCCAGCAUGCCGUCGCUCCGGAGCAUCACAGUCGAACUUAACUUUCAGAUUGGUAGAGAGCAGUCAUGGAAUGUUGUUGUCGACCCUACUGGCUUGUGGACGACCCUCGAGCGCCGACUGUUCGACGUAAAGUUCUGCUCUGUAAGCGUUAUUAACGUCCUCAUUCGUCCCGUUAUGAUACCGGGGGAGGUAGCGCUUGAGCAACGCCCGGAGUUCGAGCGCAAGGUGUCUACCAUGGAUUCCCUUCUCCUGUUCGCCUUGAAGUCCUCCUUGUUGCGGUCUCUAUCUUCCGAUCGUCGGUUCGCAUUGAACGUGAAAACAGGUAUUGAGUAUAGUCAAUCUUAA